GAUUUUUUAGGCAAUAGCUUCCAGUCAUGAAGACACGCUUCUCAACAAUUGAUGUCACAGCCGCUGUGAAUGACCUGAAGGCUUUGGAGGGAAACCGCAUCGUAAACGUCUACGAUAUUAAUCACAAAACAUAUAUUAUGAAGUUGUCCAGUGGCCCGGAAAAAUCUCUGAUUUUAUUCGAAUCUGGAAUACGCAUUCAUCGCUCAUACCAUGACUGUGAUAAAGCGCCAUUUCCUUCAAAUUUCAGCGUGAAACUUCGUAAACAUCUGAAUAAUCGCAGACUGACUAAAGUCAGGCAGAUUUCCAUGGAUCGUAUUGUAGACAUGCAAAUCGACGAAGGUGAACGAGCUGUGCAUGUUAUCGUCGAGUUGUACGACAAGGGUAACAUCGUCCUCACCGAUUCGAAUUACACCAUUCUGAAUGUGCUACGUCCUCGUACAGAUAAAGAUAAGGAUGUGAAGUUUGCCGUCAACCAAAUAUAUCCGAUCGCUCCAGAGAAAGAUCUUCCUGAGUUGCCUACAGCUGAGCAGUUAGCAGAGCUUCUGAACACUUGCGAUCAAAAGUCACCAUUGAAGCGUUCAAUUCUCGUCCCUGGACUGUUUACUGGUGCUCUCAUUGAACAUGCUUUGUUGGUGUGCGGUCAGGACCCAAACGCUCAGGUCUCUUCUAUAGAAGACAAGAACGAAUGCGCUUCUGUAGUUGUAAAGUCUUUGAAUCUGGCAAUGGAAAUUGCCUCAGAAAUAAAGAAUGGGCGAAGUGCAGGGUACGUACCUUAUGAAACCCAGAAGCGCAUGGACAAUACGGAGGUGGAAAUUCUGCUUGAAUACCAUCCAUAUCUUUUUCGCCAGCUCGAAAAGGGUACUUACCGCGCUUUUGGCACUUUCUGUGAGGCAGUCGACACUUAUUAUGCCACGCUAGAAUCACAGAAGCAGCAGCAAAAUGCUCUCAAGGUUGAGAAAGAAGCCAUCAAGAAACUUGAAAAUGUCAAGAAGGAUCAGGAACGUCGCAUCUUGGAGCUUGAGUAUAGCCGGGAAGAAAAGAUGGUUAUGGCUGACCUCAUCAUUCACAACAAGGCCAUCGUGGACGCUGCUAUACAAGUCAUUUGCAGUGCUCUGGCACGAAAGACUAGUUGGGAGGAUGUGGAAAGAAUGCACCAAGAUGCAGUUGAGAAAGGAGAUGCAGUAGCGAGUGCUAUUACCAAGCUUGAUUUGCAGAAUAAUAGAAUUAUAAUGCGUUUGAAAGAAGAAUACGAGGAUAUUCCACCGAAAGAUGUACCUAUCAGUAUUGAUACGAAUGCAUUUGGCAAUGCAUGUAAAUUCUAUCACGGCAUGAAAGCAGCUGCAGAAAAGGCCCUUAGAACUGAAGUAGCGGCGAAGAAGGCUAUUCGAAAUGCGGAGGACAAAGCAACCACUACCAUCAAGAAAGUUAACAUCAAUGUGAGCUCUGUGAAGACUCGGAAGGAAAUGUGGUUUGAGAAGUUUAUCUGGUUCAUAUCCUCGGAAAAGUACGUGGUCCUAACCGGACGUGAUGCUACGCAGAAUGAAUUGCUUGUCAAGAAGUAUCUUCGGCCGGAGGAUAUUUACGUCCACGCCGAUGCCCAUGGCGCAGCAUCAGUUGUGAUACGCAAUAAGCCAGGAGGAGGAGAAAUCCCACCGAAGACGUUAACAGAAGCAGCGCAGAUGGCAACAUGCAUCACCAAGGCCUGGGGAUCACAUAUUGCGUCGUCUGCUUGGUGGGUGUAUGCGUCACAGGUGUCAAAAGCUGCUCAGCCAGGAGAAUACGUCACUAAGGGUAGCUUCAUCAUCAGAGGAAAAAAGAAUUAUCUCCCGAGUUGUCCAUUAGUGCUUGGUUUCGGUAUUUUGUUCCGUGUGGACGAAAUUAGCGCAGAAAAACAUCGGAAGCAGUCACAGGAACAGGCGCAGAACUUAUCUGAGAUGGAACCUAAAGAGUACACUGCCCAGGCACCUACUGACAACGACGAAAGUACUUUGGAGGAAUACACAGCGAAUCCACCUACUAAUGACAAUGGCGAGGGUGAUUCAAAUGGAGAAGAGGAGUAUCCGGACAUCAGUCUUGAUGUGCCAACUGUUCGGCUACAAGUUGAGGAGGAGAAUCCUGAUGAGUAUUCCGUCAUCGAGUUUGCCAACAAAACGCGAGCGAAGAAAGCGAAUGUGCCUAAGAAAGAGCUUGAAACUAAGGAGUAUCUUGAAAAGAAGGCUGAAGAAGAGCGCAAGGCGGCUGCUGCAAAGAAGGUGGGAAAGCGCCAGAAGCAUAAGUUGGAAAAAAUUCGUAAGAAAUAUAAGGAUCAGGACGAGGAGGAGCGUGAAAUGCGUUUGACCUUGUUGGGUUGUAGAGGCAAACAGAAAAGUGACGACGGGAAGGGAAUGAAUGGUAAGGAAGUAGGGAGCGAUAAACAUCCUUCAACGAAUAAUAAGGGUGAAGCUAAAGGAGCGCGCCAGCAACUGCAGAAACCUGAGCUUGAGGAUAUGCGAUCUACGGAUAAAGAAAAUGCGCCUGAUUUGGAAGUCUGUGAAAAGAAUCGUAAUGGCAGUGACAAGAAUGGUGAUGAAGCUCACGAAACCACCAAGAUCGAGGAUGGUGUCAUCAAUGGUGAGAGUGCACAGGAAAAAGAUGAGGUCCAAGAUGUGCCAAAUGCCGCAGGCUCUGCCGCGGAGCAGCAGCCUUCGAGUCGGCCAAAAAUUGAAGUCGCCGUUGAUGAUACCGAGGACGGUAAAGGAGCUGAAAAUGACGAUGAGGAGGAGGAUCUCAAAACUACCAGCGAGGGUACCGAAGCGCUGGUGUCACAACUAAUUUCAAAUCCUGAGCCUGACGAUGUGUUGCUCUAUGCCGUGACUAUGGUUGGACCUUACCAGGUAUUCCAAAAUUUCAAGUACAAAGUGAAGCUUACGCCUGGCUCCAGCAAGAAGGGAAAAGCCGGAAAAUUGGCGAUCGAUUUGUUCUUGCGUAUGAAAAACAAUGAGCCAUUGGAGCGUGAGCUGAUCCGAGCGCUUACCUCCAGCGAUAAAUCAUGGAUGAACAUUCCAACUGGCUGUCGCGUAUCUGCCCCAAUGUUGCAUGCCAAGAAGUAGUCGUGCAGGUUGAAUUCUAGUCUCCAAAGUUGUUUUUAUUCCAUGUCUAUUCGGGUAUCACCGGUGGUACUUAUCGCGGUGCAACCUUGUGGGUCUUUCUAUCGUCUCAAAUAUAGUGUACAUGCGGGCCCUGCCAUUCUCUGUGUUGCCUUUGUCUAAUAAAAUGUGAUGCAAAUAUU
This is a messenger RNA of Cylicocyclus nassatus, 3268 nucleotides long. NCBI's taxonomy places the organism in Eukaryota, Metazoa, Nematoda, Chromadorea, Rhabditida, Strongylidae. The record is from the annotation of a GenBank genome assembly.